This is a messenger RNA of Erigeron canadensis, 1005 nucleotides long. Its product is annotated as homeobox-leucine zipper protein ROC8-like. Lineage: Eukaryota; Viridiplantae; Streptophyta; Magnoliopsida; Asterales; Asteraceae. The transcript has 6 exons. Bases 1 to 1005 code for a protein of 334 amino acids. Gene Ontology annotation, molecular function: lipid binding. The record is from RefSeq and is a predicted model, not a curated record.
AUGCCAAUGGGCUCCAUCUACAAUUAUAUAACGGAGACUAUUCGGGAAGUCGUCCACCUUAUCAAGGACCUUCUCUGGAAGAAUGAGAAAGAAGACCAAUUGAUGAUCAUUGAUGAUGAUGAAGAGCUGUUCCUUUUUGAUAAACCACUAGCACAACUGAAGAAACCAAUUACAGAUGAACAAUUGGAAGAGUAUCUUGGUAGAGAUGAAAAACUUAUGAGGGAUUUCAAACUUGACUUGAUUGGUCGUGUUGUUACUCCGUUGGAAGAGGAGGAGACGAUCCACCAUUCCCUCGCUGCCACCUCUGCUGUCCAAGAAUUGUGCAUCCUUGCUAACGACAACAAUGGGAUUCUAUGGACUAAGUCUCCAAUCGAUGGCAGGGACAUUCUUGACGAACAACAUUAUCAACAAACCUUCCCCGGGACAAAUUAUUCCAGCUCUUCUUCUUCAUGGACUGAAGGGUCAAGGGCUUCUGCUGUUGUCAACAUGAAACCAAUGCGACUGGCACAUGAUCUCACCACUGGUAAUAAAUGGCGUGAACUAUUUCCAUCCAUAGUGUUGAAAGAGAUAGCAAUCCGAGUUUUGAUCAAUGGACCAUCCUUGGAUAACCCAGAUGGGUCUUUGCAGCUUAUAUAUACAGAGUUGCAAGCGACUACACCAUUUAUUCCCAAAAGGAGGUUUGCUUUUCUUAGAACUUGUAAACAAAUUGAUCAAUCAACUUGGGUAGUCGCAGACUCUCCAAUUGAAGCUUCUGGGAAUGCUGGUUAUCCAUCCGGAUGUUGGAUACAAGGAACAACCGAUGGAUUAUCCAAGGUCAUAUGGGUGGAGCAUCUGAAAAUUGAAGAAAGAUACCGCAAGCACUACAAUCAUCUGGGCCAUGCAGGCUUUGCAUUUGGAGCUGAACGAUGGGUCGCAUGCCUUGAACGAUCAUGUGAAAGAAAAUCUUAUGAGAUGCAGAGUAUUCCUGGAGGUACACGCUUGAUCAUCCAUCCAUAUUUAUCAUAA